UUCACGUGUAUCUCAAAACAAAUGGAGUUUACUUUAUGACUGCACAUCUUAGAACAAAUCUCCAGAGUGUAGACUUUGACUAUUCUUUUUUGUGCAAGCCACUUUUUUCCAGUGCCAUAUGCCCAUAUGGUAAGUGAUAAACCCACUAAGUUUUUGUAUCAUUUCACGUGCACCUCAAAACAGAUGGAGUUUACUUCAUGACUGUUUACUUCAAGUUGGAUUCCCCGGGAAAGUACUUAACCGGAGCAACGGAGUGAGUAACUGACUCCACCCAAAAUGACUAAACUACCCUUGCCAUUUCUCGAAACCCCACUACCCCUCCUUAUCCUCCUCCUAAUCUCCAUACCCUUUCGAGUAAAUUCGCAAUCCCAAAACACCGAACAAGCCAUCCUACUCGGCCUGAAACAGCAGUGGGAUGAUCCACCGUCUAUCCAGUCAUGGAAUUCCUCAUCCUCACCGUGCAAUUGGCCUGGGAUCAAUUGCACCAACGGCGCGGUCACCGGAAUAACCCUCCGAAACAUAAGCAUCACCACAGAAAUCCCAUCAACAAUUUGUGACCUCGAGAACCUGACCACCCUUGACUUGGCCUGGAAUUACAUACCAGGAGAGUUUCCAACAGUCCUAUACAAUUGCUCCAAGCUCCAAUAUCUUGAUCUCUCUGAAAACUUUUUUGUGGGUCCAAUCCCAGAAGACAUAUACCGGAUUCGAACUCUCCAAUACAUAGACCUCGGAGCCAACAAUUUUUCAGGCAAUAUCCCAAAAGGGAUUGGGAACAUGACGGAGUUACAAACGUUGUACCUCUAUCAAAACCAGUUCAACGGCACGUGGCCAAAGGAAAUUGGUAACCUGGCCAAUCUUGAAGUUUUGGGCAUGGCUCAGAAUGAUAAGUUUGUGCCUACAGCUUUGCCAGAAGAGUUUGGACAGUUGACGAAGUUGACGUUUUUGUGGAUGACAAGGUCUAAUUUGAUUGGCCAAAUCCCAGAUUAUUUUUCGAAUUUUUCAAGCCUGGUGCAGUUGGAUUUAGCAAGGAACAAUUUGGUAGGUGCUAUUCCUAGUGGUUUGUUCUUGAUAAAGAGUCUAAAGUUUGUGUAUCUCUUUGCUAAUAGAUUGUCUGGUGAGAUACCGAGCUCGAUUGAAGCGUCAUUAAGUUUGGAGAGCCUCGAUGUUUCUGCAAACAACUUGAAUGGUUCUAUUCCAGAAGGUGUUGGCAAGUUACGAAAUUUGACAGUGCUGCUUUUGUUUGGGAAUCAAUUGACCGGUGAGAUUCCAAAAAGUAUAGGCCAGCUACCACUGAUUGAUUUUCGGGUUUUCAGAAACAAGUUGAGUGGAACUUUGCCACCGGAAUUAGGCAUGUAUUCGAAGUUGGAAGGAUUUGAGGUCUCGGAGAAUCAAAUAAGUGGUCAAUUGCCGGAACAUUUAUGCGAUGGAGGUGCUUUGCAAGGACUGGUUGCAUUUUCUAACAAUCUCAGCGGGGAAGUGCCGAAAUGGGUUGGAAAUUGUCCUACUUUGCGUACAGUUCAGCUUCAGGGAAACAAUUUCUCAGGUGAGGUUCCUUCUGGUCUUUGGACAUUAUUCAAUCUAUCAACCUUGAUGUUAAGUGAUAACUUGUUUUCGGGUGGGCUUCCAAGUAAGUUGGCUUCGAAUUUGUCAAGGGUAGAAAUUCGUAACAACAGAUUUUCAGGUGAAAUUCCUGUUGGAAUCUCUUCCUGGGUGCAGUUGGUUGUCUUUGAUGCAAGAAACAACUUGCUAUCCGGAAAAAUUCCAGCAGAAUUAACUAGUCUUUCUCAUCUUAAUUAUCUUUUUCUGGGUGGUAAUCAAUUUUCUGGUGAGCUUCCAUCAGAGAUCAUCUCAUGGAAGUCAUUAACUACUUUGUACCUCUCAAGAAAUAAGCUUUCUGGCCAAAUCCCAGGAGUGAUUGGGUCUUUACCUGAUCUCAAAUACUUGGACUUGUCACACAACCAAUUGUCCGGUGAAAUCCCAUCUGAAUUUGGCAAUUUGAUGCUUAAUUCACUCAACUUGUCCUACAACCAACUAUCUGGAAAAAUCCCAGAUCAGCUUAACAACCUUGCAUAUGAAAACAGCUUCUUGAAUAAUUCCAAUCUAUGUGUUGGCAGUCCAAUUCUAGGCCUUCCAAGUUGUUACACCAAAACCCGUGAUUCCAACAAUAAUAAAAUGCCCUCUAUCUACCUUGCCAUGAUUCUAGUUCUUGUCCUUGUAGUUCUCCUAGUCACUGUUUUAUUAAGCUUAUAUAAGUUAAGUGACUACCAAAGGAAAAAGCACCAACGCAAUCUGGCAACAUGGAAGCUUACAUCAUUCCAGAGAUUGAAUUUCACAGAUUUAAACAUUCUGUCGAAUUUGACUGAAAACAACAUUAUAGGAAGUGGUGGAUCAGGGAAAGUAUACCGGAUUCCCACUGACCAUCCAGGCCAAUUUGUUGCUGUGAAAAGUAUUUGGAAUAACAAGACUUUAGAUCACAAGCUCGAGAAAGAAUUUCUGGCGGAGGUUGAAAUACUGGGCACCAUUAGGCAUUCCAAUAUAGUAAAGUUGUUGUGCUGUAUUUCAAGUGAGAACUCAAAACUUCUUGUUUACGAGUACAUGGAAAAUCACAGUCUGGAUAGAUGGCUCCAUGGGAAGAAGAGAAAAUCAUCAACAGGGAUGAAUUUAGCACGUCAGAUGGUCUUGAAUUGGCCAAGAAGGUUGCAAAUUGCAAUUGGCACAGCACAAGGUCUAAGUUACAUGCACCAUGACUGUUCUCCUCCAAUCAUUCAUCGAGAUGUGAAGUCUAGCAACAUUUUGUUGGAUUCUGAGUUCAAGGCAAGCAUAGCUGAUUUUGGGUUAGCAAAGAUGUUAGAAAAGCAUGGAGAGUCCCGCACAAUGUCUGCUGUUGCAGGCUCUUUUGGUUACUUUGCCCCAGAGUAUGCCUAUAUAACAAAGGUCAAUGAGAAGAUUGAUGUCUACAGCUUUGGAAUUGUGCUUCUUGAACUCGUCACUGGAAGAGAACCCAAUGAUGAGGACAUGAAUCUGGCAGAAUGGGCAUUGCGACACAGCAGUGAAGGAAAGUCUAUUACCGAUGCUCUCGAUGAUGAAAUCAAGGAACCGUGUUACUUGGAAGAGAUGACUAUGGUAUUUAAACUAGGACUCAAAUGCACUAGCAGAUUACCUGCAAAUCGGCCUUCCUUGAGGGAGGUUUUGCAGAUUCUUUGCUGGUGUUCCCCUCCUAGAGCUUACACAGUUAAGAAGAUGGGAAGCGACUUUGAUGUUGCUCCUCUCCUUGGCAAUGUUUCUAGUAAUUACAAGAUCAAUAAGGAAGAUGUUGAAGGCUUAGUUUAACGUGUUUGAACUAAUGAAUAUUCGCACUCAAAUGUAGGGAGUUUUUGUUACGAUUUCAUGUACCAAAUAAGAUAUAGGGACUAGGGAAAAUAAAACAGUGUACUAUUUUUAAAUUGAGAAAUGCUGCUAUUUUAAUCUCAUUUUAAGUCUA
Messenger RNA from Quercus lobata, 3481 nucleotides. Its product is annotated as receptor-like protein kinase HSL1. Gene Ontology annotation, biological process: protein phosphorylation. Gene Ontology annotation, molecular function: receptor serine/threonine kinase binding; ATP binding; protein kinase activity. The transcript has 2 exons. The record is from RefSeq and is a predicted model, not a curated record. Lineage: Eukaryota; Viridiplantae; Streptophyta; Magnoliopsida; Fagales; Fagaceae. Bases 277 to 3330 code for a protein of 1017 amino acids.